UGUAAUAUCCACAGCCGCCUGUGUUACGUGAAUCAGUGGAGAAAUCAUGCAUUUGCUAUCUCUGAUAGUCAUACCUAUUUUUCUCUUCCCUUUAGUUACUGUGAGAGUGGCAGGUAAUACAAAUCACAGCAACACAGGAGGAGAUCAAUAUGACUUGCAUCAAUGUAUUUCUGAAGAAUACAUCAAUCUCAAAGAAGGGAAGUCAUUCCAAAUUUUUUGGAGGAGAUCAUCCCUGGAAUCCUCCAAAGGUGAAGAGUUUCGUGGUUAUCGCCUUGCAGUAAAUUCAGUGUUCAUUGCUUACAUGCCCAAAUAUUCCUUAAACAUGACAUGCAUCACAUUUAUUAACGAUCCAAGUUGGAAGGAAUUCUGCCACAAGAGAUUAGAAUUCUGUAGCAACACAACACAUAUUCUACUAAUUUUGAGAAAUAUUUCAAGUGAUGAACAUUGGGACUUCACUCUGACACAUGUGUUGAAGAGCACAUCGGCCUGUAAUCCUCAAGACAUCAAAAUCGUCAGAGUUAUCAUGCCUUCCCCAGUGGUGUUAAGUACUGUAUCAGUAGUUCCUCACAAUACUGUUAGGACACCAAUCUCAGAAACAACAGGUUUAGGGAGGCUUAUAACUCCAAGUGUUGACAUUAACAACCUGUCUGGUAGCUCAACAGCCUCAGUGGUUCCAACCCCAAUAAGCACUACCUUAACUGGUUCAUCUUCAAGUGUUCAAAACACUGCCAGGCCACCAACUACAGGAACAGGCAACAGAUAUGAGGCUAUCAUAUCUGUUCCCAUUGUGGUUCUUGCAGUAUUAAUAGCAUUACUGUCUUGGUGUUGCUGCAAAAGAAGCAGAAGACAAAGUGAUCCUGAAAACAUUGCUGUGCAAUUAGAUUCUAGUGAGUCAACAGUGUAGAGCCUAAGGAAAUUACUUCCCUUGUUUAGUGAGAAAUGUAUUUACAUAUAGCAGCUUCUCCAUCUUGCCUUAAGUGCAAGUAUGUGUUUCUGAAUCAGACAGGGUUGAGAAAUUAUUCAAUACCUUAACCCUUUAACUCCUAUGAGCGACCAAGACAGAAUUUCUCCUUACAUUACCAGUAAACUAUCAACCAGAUAAGUGAUGAGAAUAAAGAAAAAUAUCAAUUUGGGGAUAGUUAGUUGAUCCAAUACUAAAUUCUCUGAACUAACAUUAUAAGAAUUGUAUGGUUGACAAUAAGGAGAAUAACAAAUUUGAUCUGGGAGUUAAAGGGUUAACCAAGAUACACUGUGAGGACUGUAAUACAUUGCAGGAACAUGUUGCAGAGACAAAUCCUCUUGAACUUUGUGCAUAAAAGCAAGUGACACAAAUUGAAACUGGUUUGCAAUUGGAUUUGAGCAUUUCAUGGCAGUUUUCAAAUGGGCCAUACAUGGACCUCAAAUUUAAAAGCUGUACAAUUUGUUGCAGUGACUUCUUUAAGUGUCAUGAAGGAUUAUACUUGCUUUAUUUAACUUUCAUUUAUUUAUAAUUGAAUGGAUGAAUUAUUGUACUUUGUAUGAGUAUUAGACUAUGAAGCUUUGUUUUGUUGGUAUGAUAAAGAUUUGGGUUUUUGAAACAAUUCUUUUUUCUGCAAUUUAAAUGGAAUUAAUGGGAAAGUUUCAAUUGGUUUGCUUGAAAAGUGAGAGUAAGGUUAUGAAUGAAUUUUUGUUCUUAUUCAAUUAUGUGUUUCUGCAAAAAUAAGCUAUGAAUAUUAAGAAUGCUUUUAAAAAGCUUCUAGAAAAAUAGAGUUAUUUAACGUGAAAGAGUGAUACAAAUUAGUAGUGAUGAUGAUAAUAACAUUUUAUAUAUGUAGCAUUAUUUCUAUUGCUAUUCAAUAGCACUUUACAAUAACUUGAAAGUCCCAACUGGCAGGAGGCAAACCAGGUGGUUAUUUACACAGCACAGCCAAGGGGUUGAACUCAGGGCGACCAAAAACAUAUCUAGUGAAUGGCAAGGUGAAGGACUUGAAACUGGGACCACCAAAUUACAAGUCUGGGGCCCUAACCACUCGGCCACACCACCUAAAAUGUUUAACAGCCAAAUGGUUGUUAAGAAUUUUCCCUUUGCCAAAUACAAUAUCCCAAUUAGGAUUAGAAUAAAAUAUAAUAUGGUUUGGAUUGAAUAGGAAAUUAAAUUCUCUUUGUGUGAUUGCUACAGAUUGGGAAUAUUUUAGGGAAAAAAAUUUACAAGGGCAGGAAUGAAGUUAGUGAAUUUAUAGUGAAAAUUGUAAGGGAUAAAAGGGUCUGGAGAAACUGAUCUUAUCAACCUGUUUCAGUACUAUUGAUAUCUGUAAGAAGGUUUUUUAGUUUUUUAGAUGCAUUGACCUUAAUAUGACAAAAUUCCUUCUUCAUGAGGGGUUUUUUGUUUUUUGGUCAUGACACCUACUACAGGUAGCCCUAGCUCAUACAAUGAACCCAAUAUAGUGAUUAGUAUGUAUAUAUGUUUAUGUGGCACAAAGGGUGAAGAUAAAGGAUUUGUAUGGGA
Molecule: messenger RNA, 2485 nt
Organism: Pocillopora verrucosa
Lineage: Eukaryota; Metazoa; Cnidaria; Anthozoa; Scleractinia; Pocilloporidae
Source: RefSeq, a predicted model, not a curated record